AUGGAGCAGGUAACAGCAGCCGUGAUCAACCAGAUCAAUCAUUCAGGUUCUUGUUCUUCUGGCUGGUCUGAGUUUAACGGACGCUGCUUACGCUACUUUUCUGUACCUGUCACUUGGGCUACAGCUCAGAAAAGCUGUGUGUCUUUGCAAGCUAAUCUUGUAUCCGUCCAUAAUAUUGAUGAGUUYGAUGAGAUCCAAAGGCUGUUAAUGGCUGCAACCAAUGAGUAUAAAGAAAUAUGGAUAGGAGGCUCUGAUGCAGAAGAGGURGGAACCUGGUUGUGGAGUGAUGGGAGUCCUUUCCACUUCACCCACUGGUGUCCUGGAGAGCCAAAUAAUGGUGGAUCCAGAGGAGACCAGCACUGUUUGGAAAUGAAUGACAGAGGCUCAACAUGCUGGGAUGACCAGCAGUGUUUGGAAGUGCGUCCAUUUGUCUGCGCCAAAAGAAUAAACUCCUGUGAUCAAUGAGACGGAUGGAGUGAAAGACAUACAGAGCAGAAUGUGUGUUGGU
Molecule: messenger RNA, 508 nt
Organism: Poecilia reticulata (guppy)
Lineage: Eukaryota; Metazoa; Chordata; Actinopteri; Cyprinodontiformes; Poeciliidae
Source: RefSeq, a predicted model, not a curated record